AGGCCUGGGUAACAGCCGGGCCGGCCCCUCUAUGUGCCCUCGCAUGACCUCUGGAGGACUCUCGUCCACUAUUGGCUGCUGCCCCUUUAAGCGCCGCAGCAGCUCCUCCCGCGGUGGCAUCAGGGGUGGGGGUGAGGUGUGGGGAGGGGAAGGGUGAGAGCUGUGUCCUAGUCAACUAGGGAAGAUGGUGGCCCGGGCCGGUGGAGUUGCUCCCAGGUCCAGCUGUCCCCUCCCCUGAGCCUGGGGCCCUGGGAGACCCCUCCCGCCCCCCGCGACGCGGGGAUGGGUCCCCAUGGGAACCGCUCUCUGGGCUCAUUGCCAGACGCCCCCACGCUGGCUCCCAGUCUGAGUGGGCUGCCAGGGGUGCCGUGGGCGGCAGCGUUCGCCGGGGCGCUGCUGGCGCUGGCCACCGUGGGAGGCAACCUGCUGGUGACCGUGGCCAUCGCCCUGACGCCGCGACUCCAGACCAUCACCAACGUGUUUGUGACUUCGCUGGCCACCGCCGACCUGGUGGUGGGACUCUUGGUGGUGCCGCCGGGGGCCACUCUGGCGCUGACUGGCCACUGGCCUCUGGGCGCGACUGGCUGCGAGCUGUGGACGUCCGUGGAUGUGCUCUGUGUGACGGCCAGCAUCGAAACCCUAUGCGCCCUGGCCGUGGACCGCUACCUGGCGGUGACCAACCCGCUGCGUUACCGCGCCCUGGUCACCAAGCGCCGCGCGCGGGCGGCUGUGAUCCUGGUGUGGUCGGUGUCGGCCGCGGUGUCCUUCGCACCCAUCAUGAGCCAGUGGUGGCGCGUGGGGGCAGACGCCGAGGCGCAGCUUUGUCACUCCAACCCGCGCUGCUGCUCCUUCGCCUCCAACGUGCCCUACGCGCUGCUGUCCUCUUCCGUCUCCUUCUACCUGCCGCUCUUGGUGAUGCUCUUCGUCUACGCGCGAGUUUUCGUCGCGGCCAGGCGCCAACUUCGCUUGCUGCGCCGGGAGGUGGGCCGCUUCCCGCCCCGGGAGUCUCCGCCGGCCCCGUCGCGCUCUCUGUUCCCCGCCCGCGCGGCUGGGACGCGUGCUGCGCCCGAAGGAGGUCCGCCCUGCGGUCCGCGGCCCGAGCGCCUCCUGCCUCUCCGAGAGCACCGGGCGCUGCGCACCCUGGGGGUCAUUAUGGGCACCUUCACUCUCUGCUGGUUGCCCUUCUUUUUGGCCAACGUGCUGCGCGCUCUAGGGGGUCCCUCGCUAGUUCCAGAUUCGGUCCUCCUCCCCCUUAACUGGCUGGGCUAUGCCAACUCCGCCUUCAACCCGCUCAUCUACUGCCGCAGCCCGGACUUUCGGAGCGCCUUCCGCCGACUUCUGUGCCGCUGCGCCGGCUGCCGACUCCAGGAGCCCGGAGCUGCCGCCUUCCCGGCCUGCGACCCCUUGGAUGCCCCUGAGGCCGGGGUCAGCCCCGCGGGGUCCACGGGUCCUAUGGCUAUGAAAGUGAAGAUCCACUCCAGAUAUGAAGGACAGCGGUGAGCGAGGAACUGGCUUCCAGGGAGCUCUUUAGGCCUGAAGGACAAUAAACUGCUCCUUGGACGUUUCCUUUGGAAGCCUCUGGCCUCUGUUCCCAGUGAGGCCCAGCGAGCUCCCCAGCUGUGGAACUCUGUUUUCCAGAACCUGCUGACUGGGCUGUGGGGUGGGGAGGGGACCCUAAAGCAAGAGGGUAGUCACUGUCCUGAGAAGUUCUAAGCCUUACCCCUGAAUGCACUCCUACCUCAGCAGUUCGGGCACAGGGGUGCCUGUGCCCAGCUGCCCUGGGAGCAGCCCCAUGGCCUUGCUCACACGUGUGCUGGGAGUAUGGGGCGAAGAGGGCCCCCCAAGCUCCACGCCUACCCUGAUGAACGCCUAAGUGUCUGCAGGCCCGGUGGCCCAGGCUGAGGGCAGGAGGCUAGAAAAGGCCGAGGUUCAGGUGUCUGCCCCUGGCUUCCUCACUGUAGCUCUGUGCACCAGGGCCUGUCACAUGAGGCACCAAACAGCUCUGAUCUACCUCACAGCAGGGUCAGAAGGACCUCAGAGUUUGGGGGGACUCCAGGCUUCACAGGAAGGUGAACUGCUGGAAUGGAUCCCUUUUUUCCAUUAAAAGCGAAUUAAUAAACAUUACCGAAUGCA
Molecule: messenger RNA, 2133 nt
Organism: Heterocephalus glaber (naked mole-rat)
Lineage: Eukaryota; Metazoa; Chordata; Mammalia; Rodentia; Bathyergidae
Gene: Adrb3
Product: adrenoceptor beta 3
Biological process (GO): adenylate cyclase-activating adrenergic receptor signaling pathway; positive regulation of MAPK cascade; norepinephrine-epinephrine-mediated vasodilation involved in regulation of systemic arterial blood pressure
Cellular component (GO): plasma membrane
Molecular function (GO): beta3-adrenergic receptor activity; epinephrine binding
Source: RefSeq, a predicted model, not a curated record